Messenger RNA from Schistosoma mattheei, 507 nucleotides. Lineage: Eukaryota; Metazoa; Platyhelminthes; Trematoda; Strigeidida; Schistosomatidae. The record is from the annotation of a GenBank genome assembly.
AUGCCUCCAGGAAUUCAACCAAAAUUUAUAGACAAACCAAAAAUUAAACAAUCUGGCAAAAAUGUCAUAUUUGAAGUUGUAGCUGAAGCAGAUCCAGCGCCAGAAAUUCUUUGGACAAAAGCUGGGAAUGAAAUAAAAAAUUCUUCACGUUACAAAACUAAUUGUCGUACACUUGGUAAACAACAUACAUUAACAUUAGAAAUUAACCAAGUAACAGCUGAUGAUGGUGGAGAAUACUUGGUAACAGCCAAAAAUAAACUUGGUGAUUCAACAGCCACAAUAAAUUUGAAUAUUGGAUCAGCUAAAUCUACACCAACUAAAGCUCCGAAAUUUCUUGAGAAACCAGUGAUUCGUAUGGAUAAGUCUAAAGGUGAAGUUAUCUUAUCAUGCAGAUUAGAAGCAAAACCUGCUGCAACACUGACGUGGUAUUUGAAUGAUCAAGAAAUAAACGAAAUCUCUGGAAACGUGCAUGGGAAGUAUCAGAGCAACCUGAUGAUGUUUAUAUAA